UGUUCAUGUGGAACGAUGAGUUAUAUGAGCAGCGGUCUGUCUGAAGUCCCACAGUGAGGAGGACGGAGAGCAGACAAGAUGGACAAACUGCUUCUGCUCAUCAUGGCUGCAUCAGGACUGAGUGCUGUCUCAUCAACUGCUGGACUUCAGUACUAUUUUGUUUAUGACAGGAAGAACUUUACUGAAGCCCAAAGAUACUGCAGAGAGAAAGACGCAGACCUGGUCACUGUAGACAGCAUGGAGGUUAUGAAGAUCCUGAACAACACGGCAGAUUUAGACAAAAUGUUCUACUCCAACAACAGCUACAGAGCCUGGAUAGGACUGUCCCGUGACAACUGGAGGUGGUCACUGUCAGACCCAAGUUUCUACAAACCCGGGGAGACGGAGUUCAGACGAUGGAAUGUUGGAGAACCAAACGUUGGAUACAGUAACAACGCCUGCACAGGGAUGCGUCCUGAUGGACUCUGGUUCGACGACAGUUGUAAACUUGGGAUUUUUCCAGUCUGCGCAGAUAUCAAAGGGUCAAAUGUGACUUUUGUCAUCAUCCCCUCCCCUAUCACAUGGACUAAAGCCCAGAGCUACUGCAGAGCUCUCUACACAGACCUGGCCAGUGUGAGAAACAUGACAGAGAACCAGAAGGUACAGGCGUUGACGGCUGGAGGAAACUUGGUCUGGAUCGGCCUUUUCAGAGACUCCUGGAAGUGGUCAGAUGGAAGUAACUCCUCAUUCAGCUUCUGGAAGAACGGCCAACCUGAUAACAACAACGGGAACAAGGCUUGUGUGGCUGCAGACUUCAGCCAAUCAGGAGCCUGGGAGGACUGGCCCUGUGACAUGGAGAGAGCGUUCAUUUGCUUUGGUCCAGUGGUGUCAAAGAAAGUGAUGAAAGUGAAGUUUGAGAACAAGAAGAAUCUGGAUCUGAAUGACUCUGCUGUGAUGGAGGCCAUGUUGAAGCAGCUGAAACAGAAGCUGAGGGCCCAGGGGCUGGACGACAACAUCAAGCUGAGCUGGAGGAAGCAGGCCGAUGGAAAAGUCUUCCACAAGGAAGACAAGAAGACCAACAAGAGGAGGAGGAAGAGGGAGGAGCUGUAAUGUUGAGUUGCUGCGUCUGUUCAUCAGAGAAAAGUCUGGAUCUUUGC
Perca fluviatilis (European perch) is the source of this 1136-nucleotide messenger RNA. Its product is annotated as macrophage mannose receptor 1-like. NCBI's taxonomy places the organism in Eukaryota, Metazoa, Chordata, Actinopteri, Perciformes, Percidae. The coding region runs from base 79 to 1089 and encodes 336 amino acids. The record is from RefSeq and is a predicted model, not a curated record. The transcript is spliced from 6 exons.